AUGGCGGCUAACGGGAACACCAACUAUUACGAUUUGUAUCGCCAUGGCAGUCUUGGGUCGACCCUGACCGAUGCACUUGACGACCUCAUUGGGGCCGAACGCAUCGAUCCUCAGCUCGCCAUGAAGGUUCUUAUGCAGUUCGAUCGAGUUAUCACUGAGGCUCUCAGUGAGAAAGUCAAGGCCCGUUUGACCUUCAAGGGAUCUCUUGACACCUAUCGCUUUUGCGACGAGGUCUGGACUUUCCUCAUCAAGAACGUCACCUUCAAGAUGGAUGGCGGUCAGUCUGUCGUUACGGCGGACAAGGUCAAGAUUGUGAGCUGCAGCGCAAAGCGCAGUGACGAGAAGUAG
Neurospora hispaniola is the source of this 348-nucleotide messenger RNA. RefSeq names its product transcription initiation factor IIA, gamma subunit. The record is from RefSeq and is a predicted model, not a curated record. The transcript has 3 exons. Gene Ontology annotation, biological process: RNA polymerase II preinitiation complex assembly; transcription initiation at RNA polymerase II promoter. Bases 1 to 348 code for a protein of 115 amino acids. Lineage: Eukaryota; Fungi; Ascomycota; Sordariomycetes; Sordariales; Sordariaceae. Gene Ontology annotation, cellular component: transcription factor TFIIA complex. Gene Ontology annotation, molecular function: RNA polymerase II general transcription initiation factor activity; TBP-class protein binding.